GACCAGAAAAUCAACAAAUAGAAAAUAAUAAAUACUGGAUUUUUUUUAAAAGUCAUUUAAAAUAAAUUAUAAGUUUACAAAAUUGAAAUUUCAACAAUUUAUUGUAUGAUAGUACAUUCUGCCGUGCAAAGAAAUGGAAAAUAGCUGCGCGAUGCCGACUGAGCAGUUGCUGCCAGAGGUGUUGGUGGCGGCGGUCGCGGCCACCACCGCGCUGUACACGUGGCUGUUCCUGGCCCCGCUGCUCGGCUGGGUCGCGUCCCUCUCCUGGCCCCUGGCCGUCGGGCUCGUGCUCUACGUCUUCCUGAACCCGAGCGUGCUCGCGCGCUUCUGGCGCGACUCGCUGCGGGCGCGCUUCGUCUCCGCCAAGAACUGGCUCCACCACGUCAGCGGUCGCGACUGCCCACUGCUCGCCCCGGGCCUCCGAACCCAUUUCCACGUCAACUGCCAGCAUCGGCAGUGUCAAACAUCACCACGAUGAUUCUACAUGCAAAUCCUGCAAGUGUAUUGAAAAUUUAUACUACAUAUACAUUAGAAUAAACAAAAACUAACCUUGAA
Messenger RNA from Bacillus rossius redtenbacheri, 555 nucleotides. RefSeq lists its product as uncharacterized. The record is from RefSeq and is a predicted model, not a curated record. The transcript has 2 exons. Bases 134 to 478 code for a protein of 114 amino acids. Lineage: Eukaryota; Metazoa; Arthropoda; Insecta; Phasmatodea; Bacillidae.